Molecule: messenger RNA, 3345 nt
Organism: Gorilla gorilla gorilla (western lowland gorilla)
Lineage: Eukaryota; Metazoa; Chordata; Mammalia; Primates; Hominidae
Gene: WNT8A
Product: Wnt family member 8A
Exons: 6
Coding region: 347-1402 (351 amino acids)
Biological process (GO): neuron differentiation; cell fate commitment; canonical Wnt signaling pathway
Cellular component (GO): extracellular region
Molecular function (GO): cytokine activity; frizzled binding
Source: RefSeq, a predicted model, not a curated record
GAGAAAUGGGCCAAAGAAGCAGGAAGAGACAAAAUUGACAUAUAGAAGAAAGAAAUCUCAAGUAUAGGAGAAAAGCAGCCUCCUUCUCAGUCUGGGAGGGAAGAAGGGCUGGAGGGGCUGGGCAGGGCGGGGCUUUCGGCGAAAACUGAGUCCCUCCUCCCAGAUCCCCCACUGGGCUGGUGGCUCCUGCAGCCCUGCCAGUUAGGAACAAAUGAGAAGAGCUGCUGAUUUCCUCCCUUGGACAUUCAGAAUUUUCUCACAUAAAUACUGAGGAAGACCCUGCCCUCUCCUCACUUCUCUGGACUUGGCCCUGAGCUGGACCUGGUCCACUGGGGUAGUCAGGGCGAUGGGGAAUCUGUUUAUGCUCUGGGCAGCUCUGGGCAUAUGCUAUGCUGCAUUCAGUGCCUCUGCCUGGUCAGUGAACAAUUUCCUGAUAACAGGUCCCAAGGCCUAUCUGACCUACACGACUAGUGUGGCCUUGGGUGCCCAGAGUGGCAUCGAGGAGUGCAAGUUCCAAUUUGCUUGGGAACGCUGGAACUGCCCUGAAAAUGCUCUUCAGCUCUCCACCCACAACAGGCUGAGAAGUGCUACCAGAGAGACUUCCUUCAUACAUGCUAUCAGCUCUGCUGGAGUCAUGUACAUCAUCACCAAGAACUGUAGCAUGGGUGACUUCGAAAACUGUGGCUGUGAUGGGUCAAACAAUGGAAAAACAGGAGGCCAUGGCUGGAUCUGGGGAGGCUGCAGCGACAAUGUGGAAUUUGGGGAAAGGAUCUCCAAACUCUUCGUGGACAGUUUGGAGAAGGGGAAGGAUGCCAGAGCCCUGAUGAAUCUUCACAACAACAGGGCCGGCAGACUGGCAGUGAGAGCCACCAUGAAAAGGACAUGCAAAUGUCAUGGCAUCUCUGGGAGCUGCAGCAUACAGACAUGCUGGCUGCAGCUGGCUGACUUUCGGGAGAUGGGAGACUACCUAAAGGCCAAGUAUGACCAGGCGCUGAAAAUUGAAAUGGAUAAGCGGCAGCUGAGAGCUGGGAACAGCGCUGAGGGCCACUGGGUGCCCGCUGAGGCCUUCCUUCCUAGCGCAGAGGCGGAACUGAUCUUUUUAGAGGAAUCACCAGAUUACUGUACCUGCAAUUCCAGCCUGGGCAUCUAUGGCACAGAGGGUCGUGAGUGCCUACAGAACAGCCACAACACAUCCAGGUGGGAGCGACGUAGCUGUGGGCGCCUGUGCACUGAGUGUGGGCUGCAGGUGGAAGAGAGGAAAACUGAGGUCAUAAGCAGCUGUAACUGCAAAUUCCAGUGGUGCUGUACGGUCAAGUGUGACCAGUGUAGGCAUGUGGUGAGCAAGUAUUACUGCGCACGCUCCCCAGGCAGUGCCCAGUCCCUGGGUAAGGGCAGUGCCUGAUAAUACCCCACACAAGUUCACUUGAUUAAUUGCAUCAGUGGAAGGGGACAUAGCUUCUCUCUUAGAGAGAACAGAUUGGAAAGCAAUCGGAAAAUUGCAGUUUUAGUCUGUAGUCCUCAUGAUAUCUGCUAUCAGUGGGAAAAAUGGAGGCCCAAGAUUCUACAGCAUAUUCCUGGCAGAGCUGAAAUUGGAACCUGGGCCUCCUGACUUUGGCAGACCCCCAUUUCAUCUUUCCUGCAAACUACUUUCCCGUCUUUGUGCCUGUACUUAUGCAGCUUUCUACAGGGAGAGUUUGGUUUGGGGUCUAUAUCUAGAGGGACCUUCAAAGUAUUUGUUCCUUUAAAUUUCAGACCAUGUCCAACCCAGCUGUGCUGCUGGGAAUCAGGAGAAUAGAAGCAAAAAAUGAAAGAGUUCUGUUCAGACUUCUGAAGAGCAGCCUGUGGCUACAAAUCUAUGCUGAUAAAUGAGGUAAAGACCACAUAUCUGCCUACUGGAAAGUUUUAGAGUGUUGGAUUUUUUUUUCCCCCAAGUAUGCACUUUUGAAAAGCUCUUCCUCCAGCCUGGACAACAUAGGAAGACACCAUCUCUACACAAAAUUUAAAAAUUAGCUAGGUGUGGUGGCACUUGCCUGUAGUCCUAGAUACUUGGGAGGCUGAGGUGAGAGGAUCACUGGAGCCCAGGAAAUCGGGACUACAGUGAGGUAUGAUUGUGCCAUUGCACUCCAGCCUGGGCAACAGAACUGAGACCCUGUUUAAAAAAUAAAUAAAUAAAUAAUAAAGACAAAAGAAAAUAAAUUCUUCCCACCCACGCCUGGGGAAACCAGCACCCAGUAUAACCUGGGGGUUUUUGCAGCUCAUAAACCGUCUCUGGAGCCAUGGAAAGGGAAUCAUGGCAGUCAGUGGACAGGUGACUAUGACCUACCCAGACAAGGUCCCACAAGAGCGAUGCUCCUCAGAGAGCUGGGGACUCCUCUGUUGUUUUCCCAGGUUGAGAACUCAACUGUAUUUUGCCAUAAAUGCUUCUAAGAUAUAUCCAGCUGGGACUUCUAUUACUCCCUUUGGAAACCUUAAGAUCAAAAAGGGAAUAAGAAAGCCUGCUUCUGUAUCCCAAUAAUCCACCAGGAUAAAGGAGAAACUAGAAAUACCCAACUCCCUUGAUUUCAGUGUUUGGCAGGUAACAAAAAAUUGAGACCCAGACACUGGUCAACAGGAAAACAAUACAGACUCCCAGAAUUAGAAAGUGUUAUUUUAAUGCAACCUAGGUAACUUGGGGAGUAAGGAAGCCCUUUGAACUUGGGCCAUAUUCAAAGUGUGUUUGCCCUCUUAACUUGGGCAUCCUGGGGUGUCUGUACACCAAGACCUGGGCCCCAGGGCAAGAGACAAAAAGAGUUGUGGAUUCUACCUACCUGCAUUUGCACUUCCACAUCUUCCAAUGGUAAUCUUUGGAGGAGGGGUAGUUUCCCACAAGGAGAGCCCUGGGAGCUUAGCCGCUGGUUUCCUAAAUCUGAAUAUCUCAGCCUUGGGAAUCUCUGCUGUCUGCACAGGCUUGCACCCUGCCUGGAGGAGAUAUUUUGAAUAUGUUGAAUAAAAAGUAAAAAUGAUCACCAAAAAUGGGAAAAAAACCCUAGCUUAUUGUUUUAAAUUAGAAAACAAUUUAAGUGUUCAAAGUAGGAUAAACAAGUAAAUCAUAACCUUACAGUAGACUAUUAGCCACUAAAAUAUUCUUGAGAAAUACUUAGUAAUGUGGAAAGCAUGCAUGAUAGAAUUAACUGAACAAAGUUGAUUGCAAAAUGGCAUGUUCAGGAUGAAUCCAAUUUUGUUUUUGUGGCAAUGUGCAAAUAUUUGCCACUAUGUGAUACCAAAAUAGAGUGGUUUGUUUUCCUUUUGUGUUUUUCUGUAUUUUUAUGUUUGCCUACAAUAAAUAUUUUUUGUCAUCAGAAAGAA